AUGGAGUCUAUAUUAGACACUUUGGCGGCUGAUAAACUCUAUCCGACUGGAGGCACCAACCUGUUGGACCUGGAAGAACUCAACGAAGGAGAUUUCCUCACCAAUGUGCCUUUCUCAGGUGACCAAAUGGACGACUUCAACAGUGAGUUAUUCAGCAGUUUCUUUGAAGACCACCUCUUAGAGCGCCCCCCGCUGGCAGACAGACAUCCUUUUCUCCACAUGGACAUAGACAGCAGCCCAGACAUCCAAGGGGAACACAGUUACUCUUUGAGUGAAGACUCCGCCCCCCAGAGCCCUGCCCUGUCAGUCAAGAUGGACCAAGACUCUGAAUUUGAAUGGACCUUCAGUCAGGAACUGUCGACCAUCUUGGUGAAACAGGAAGAGCCGGAUGUGGCUCAUGGGUCAGAUGCGCUGCCUGCUGAUAGCCCACCCUUCAUCCUAAGCCCCGCCCCUGCACGUAGAGGGGCACUAUGGAGACACACGGUCUGUCCUCCUGAUGAUGUUAAGCCAGUGACUAUAAAAGAUGAACCAAGCGAGAUGGGACAGUGCCCCUGCCGGCCCACUGACGACGGCCUGCAACUUCCCCCAACUCCACCCAGCAGUAACCAUGGUGACAGUGACGGCUCCCUGCCGCCCACCUCCCCACACCUGGCUCUGCCUCCGGCUUCCCCGCAGCCACAACAGAGGCCGACGGGCCGCGGUUCUGCCUCCUCAUCCACGGCCAUCUCGUCUUCACCGCUGCUAACUGCGCCACAUAAACUGCAGGGUUCCGGACCCCUCUUGCUGACAGAGGAAGAGAAACGUACCCUUGUUGCUGAGGGAUACCCUGUACCCAACAAACUUCCUCUCACCAAAAGUGAAGAGAAGGCUUUGAAAAGAGUUAGACGGAAGAUCAAAAAUAAGAUCUCAGCUCAGGAGAGUCGGAGAAAGAAGAAAGAAUAUGUGGAAUGUCUGGAGAAAAAGGUUGAGAACUACACGUCAGAAAACGGUGACCUGUGGAGAAAAGUGGAAAACCUAGAGACAGCCAACAGAACUCUCCUGCAGCAGCUCCAAAAACUUCAAUCGCUUAUUUCGGGGAAAGUUAUCCCGCGCACUUGUAAAAUGGCCUCAACUCAAACAGGGACAUGCCUUAUGAUGAUGGCAUUGUGUUUUGUCCUGGUGUUGGGCUCCUUUUCUCCUUGCUUCUCCCCACUCUCCUUCAUCACUCACGCCUCUUCGUCCUCCCUACAUACCUCUUCACCUCCAUCUCACCAAGCAGAGGACCUAUACACCACCAGUCAGGUUCGCUCCCGCAGCCUACUCUUCUUCGACGAAGGGUCUCCACUGGAGGAUUCCCCUGCAACAUUACUAGUGGAGAGGCUCCGGUCACACCACCACAUUCAAACGAACCGCCACACAGCUGACGCCCAUAGGAACCAGACAAGAGGGCCAAAGUUGGACCACAGAGAAACUAAACCAAACGAUGGUUCAGAAUUCCUCUGA
Molecule: messenger RNA, 1482 nt
Organism: Nerophis lumbriciformis (worm pipefish)
Lineage: Eukaryota; Metazoa; Chordata; Actinopteri; Syngnathiformes; Syngnathidae
Source: RefSeq, a predicted model, not a curated record